AUGUGCCAAGAACUUAAUUGGGACUUUAAAUACGGCGAACUCGCCAAAGACAAAGAUUUCGUGAACAAUGUUGAAAAUUUGAAAGAGAAUUUAAUAGAAGUACAACAAGUACUCGAUAAACUCCUUCCGUUGAAGAAAAAUUACGACAAAAUGUCACUACCAGCUCAGAUUGAACUAGAUUUGUUUUUUGUAUACACUUUAAAUUCACUACAUUGGAUACAUUUACGAACAAAAGGCAUCGAUCCCACAAAACAUCCCAUCAAAGAUGAACUGCUCAGAAUAAAAGCUACAAUGUUAAAGUGGCAGGAAGUGAAGGAUCGCCAGAAAAGACCCACCGUUAACGUUGAAGUGGCGAAACGUUUAGUACGGAAUGGUCUAUACGACCAUCAGAGGGCUCCCGUGAAACAACUAAACAAACGAAUAAAAUUUUCAGAUAACGAAGAGUAA
Messenger RNA from Bombyx mandarina (wild silkworm), 447 nucleotides. RefSeq names its product nuclear nucleic acid-binding protein C1D. Gene Ontology annotation, cellular component: exosome (RNase complex); nucleolus. Gene Ontology annotation, molecular function: RNA binding; DNA binding. The record is from RefSeq and is a predicted model, not a curated record. NCBI's taxonomy places the organism in Eukaryota, Metazoa, Arthropoda, Insecta, Lepidoptera, Bombycidae. Gene Ontology annotation, biological process: maturation of 5.8S rRNA; regulation of gene expression.